UAAACGGAAGUCGGUACGCUAUUGUCAUCAUUUAUAGUAGGAGUGACCGCUUGCUUUCUACACACUUUUUAUACAUACAUACACAUUUAUUUAUAUAUAUACAUCUAUUUAUAUGAGAUAAUGUUCAAUUUGUUAAAAGAUGAACACAAGGAGCAUUUGAAAUUCUUAACAAAUGUUGAUGCUGAAGUUGUUCGGGAAUUCUGUCGCAUCUCCUUGCAGUUCAUUGAAAAUGGCGCCAACCCAAAAGUUUACCAAGGUGCCGCACAGAAACUCGACGUGGAGACUAAAGUUGUUCAGUCGGCCGUGGAAGGGUUGAUGUACCUCCUGACAGAGACCUCACGAUUUAUGAUUCCUGAAACAGAAUACAAAGAGUCUUUAAGUAUUCUUGGCUUCCAAGAUGACAAAAUAGACAUUUUGCUCACUAUGUAUCUAGAAAACAGAGGAAACAUCCGGAAUAUUCUUUCGGAAAUGUCUAUGGAGUUGCCACAUUAUGACAAUUUAGAAUGGCGUUUUGAUGUUCAGGUUGCAAGUCGAUCCAUGAGGCACCAGGUGAUGCCAAACGUUCUGCUGAAGCUCCACUUAGAAGAGGAUGAUGAAGUCACAACACACCAUCUACAAACUGACCCUGGGAACCUUGUUCAGUUAACUAAGGAACUGGAAAAAGCUCUUGAUGAGAUGAAAUCACCCUUUUGCAGACGCAUUGUUAGAAACAUAGAUUGAACAUUCUACUUAAUCUGUCAACACCUCUGCUUGUCUGUGUGUGUAUGUAUAUAUAUAUAUAUAUAUAUAUAUAUACACGCACACACUCAUACAUCUGUUUCUUCCAAUGUUUUUUUUUUUUAUUUUUGUAUCUUGACCAAACACUAUUUCAUGAAAAUUCUUGGAGAUGGAUAUUUAAUUCCACAACUGGAACAAAACAAUGAACAAUUUUUGCAAAAAAUUUUUACAAAGAAUAUUACAAAACAAAAAAAAAAAAUCCCAAUAAUUCCAAAGCUGUUGCCAAAAUAUAAACCUUCACACAGAUAAGUGUGUAUAUGCAUAUAUAUAUAUAUAUAUAUAUGUAUGUACAUGCUUAUAUGUGUUGGUUAAAAUAAUGUAAAUUGAAGAAUAUAUAUUUAAAAAUAAAAAUUGCUUGAGUGUUCUGUUGUUUGAGCGUCCUAAACUUGA
This is a messenger RNA of Octopus bimaculoides (California two-spot octopus), 1167 nucleotides long. Its product is annotated as COMM domain-containing protein 2. The record is from RefSeq and is a predicted model, not a curated record. NCBI's taxonomy places the organism in Eukaryota, Metazoa, Mollusca, Cephalopoda, Octopoda, Octopodidae.